Messenger RNA from Aureobasidium musti, 837 nucleotides. The record is from the annotation of a GenBank genome assembly. NCBI's taxonomy places the organism in Eukaryota, Fungi, Ascomycota, Dothideomycetes, Dothideales, Saccotheciaceae.
AUGUCAGAGGAGAAUAUGGUCGUCAUUGUCACUGGAGCGAACCGAGGCAUUGGCCUUGCCAUUUGCGAACUCAUUUUGAAGACCAACCAGAAUGUGAAGUUGUAUGCAGCAUCGCGCGCUGGAGCCGACCUUGGUCUCAAGAGCGCUGGUUCGGGAUCGAUCAAAUAUCCUAAGCUGGACGUAACCAAAGAUCAAGACAUCAAGCAGCUGGCCGAAGACAUCAAACAUGAAGAGGGCUCGAUUAGCGUUCUCAUCAACAAUGCUGGAGUCAACACUUACCCUGAACACACUCCUGAGAGUGUAAAACAAAUGCUGGAUGUCAACUAUCGCGGAACAUACAAGAUGUGCAAGGCCUUCAUUCCUUUGCUUUCGCAGUCAGGACGUAUUGUUAACAUGUCUUCCGUGGCUUCGCAAUUGAAAAUCUACAGCCAGCACAAUGCAGCUCGCUUCAGAAAUACAGGAUCAUACGAAGAUGUUGAGAAGAUUGCCGAAGAUUACAUGGAGAAGAAAGAACUAGCAUCAGGCUUCGGCGACAAGGGUCAAGGCUACAGUGUUAGCAAAGCAUGCGUCAAUGCAAUCACCGCCAUACUUGCGCGUGAGAACCCAGGCCUCACUAUCAAUGCAUGCUGUCCCGGUUGGGUGGAUACUGACAUGGGAGGUAUUAUGGGCAAGCCACCCAAGGAGCCUAGUAAGAAUCUUCUGUCCAGUGAUCGAGCUCAUCUGAAUUGCCAUAUGCUGACUGAACUGGGUUUCGGUGAUAUCUCUGAAACAACCGGUCGCUAUUGGGCCAACCCUGGGAUCUCAGAUAAGGGAGACGGUCAAGUGAUGGCAUGGUAA